Myotis brandtii (Brandt's bat) is the source of this 2224-nucleotide messenger RNA. RefSeq names its product B9 protein domain 2 (gene B9D2). The transcript is spliced from 4 exons. The coding region runs from base 1052 to 1948 and encodes 298 amino acids. Gene Ontology annotation, biological process: cilium assembly. The record is from RefSeq and is a predicted model, not a curated record. Gene Ontology annotation, cellular component: MKS complex. Lineage: Eukaryota; Metazoa; Chordata; Mammalia; Chiroptera; Vespertilionidae.
UCUCUGUAAAGAUAAAUAAAUAAAUAUUUUAAUUAAAAAUAUUUAAGAAGGAGCAUUGACAGGACUCGAUAACUGGUUGGAUGUGAGAAGUGACAGCAUACGGGUGACACCCACACACAGCCUCCCUAUUCCUUGAGCAGAGAGGCUAAGAACAGAAAGUGUAGAGACAGGGUCAGGCAGAGUUAUGAUCAGUUUGCUUAAGGCAAAUAAUUUUGCUCCAAUUUCUUCAUUUUAAAUAAAGCUGAUAAUAUUACCUACCUGUCGGGAUGUCUGUGAGGAUUAAAGGAGAUGGUACAUGCAAAACCAUCAGUUUCCGGGGGACUGGUACAAAGAAAUAAUACAUGGUAGCUUUCCAGUAUACUUAUCAGUGCAAUAUCCUAUUGAAUUAUUCAUUUACAUAAACCUUAUCCUACUGAAAUGUGCCCCCUCCCCCCAUAGCUUGGAGUGGGUGACUAGCUUUUGUAGCCCCAUUUCUAGCCCUGCGGGCGCCCAGCCUGGGCUGGAGCGUAGGGGACCCAGGCACCGCUCCGGGAAGUCAGACGUGCGAGUGCCUCUGACUCAGUCCCUCUCCUUGUGCCCAUUACACGGAUGAGCAAACUGAAACCCAGAGCCACGCGGUCACAAGACAAGUUACUGGCGGAGUCCAGUUUCUAGAAUCGGAUUUUCUGCAGAUAGAGGCCUCAGUUCCUCAUUUCUCACACCCAUCCCCCACGCCCAUCCUCGCUCAGAAUCAGCACCGUGAAGAGCUGCGCAGUUUUUCUGAGAAGGAAGUUGGAUCAUCAGUCCCACGAAGCCCGGGGAACUCUAAAAAUAAAGGAAGGAAAACCCCUCCCCGCUUCUUGGGUAUCUGUGAAUGAGGAAGGAUUUUUUUCUAGUUAUGAGGCAAGAGGAUGCACUCUGCUGAGAGUCCCCCUUGGUUCUGGCUCACACCUCUGGUUUGUGGUCCCCGUUGAGGGGAGAUUUGGGGGUCGCGAGGCAUCAAUGGGUGAUUUUGCGAAGAGGGCAGCUGGGAGAAACAGUCUGCGCUCAGACUUCCUCAGUCGCGCUUCAGAUGGCGGCUGCCCGGCCACGCCCCCAGCGGCUGGAGAGACCCUUUUCCCAAAAUGGAGAGCGCGAAGGGCGAGAACGUCCAUCAGAGUUUGGCCCCGCCCCCGAGGACAGCGAGGGCCAAUUAGCGACCCUCAGGGCGGGUGCGAGGCCAGGGGAGGAGGCUGCUGUUGCCCUAGCAACCACCCGGGAGAAGGAAGGCGGUCGCGGCCUGGGAGGGAUCUCGGCGCCGCGGGUCUCUCCCUGCCGGGAAGAUCGCGGGAGAGCGCGAGCCAGGCGGGAAAGCAGCGCCGGUGGAGAGAGGGACAGGUCAGGCCCAUCAACUCCAGUCCCGAAGCCGCUUUCGCGCCUCCUGGUAGCGGUUCUGAAGGCUAUGGCUGAAGUGCACGUGAUCGGGCAGAUCGUAGGGGCCACCGGCUUCUCGGAAAGUAGCCUCUUCUGCAAGUGGGGCGUCCACACAGGGGCGGCAUGGAAGCUCCUAUCUGGCGUACGGGAGGGCCAAACACAGGUGGACACCCCCCAAAUAGGGGACAUGGCCUACUGGUCCCACCCCAUUGACCUGCACUUUGCCACCAAAGGCCUCCAAGGCUGGCCCCGACUUCAUUUCCAGGUGUGGUCCCAGGAUAGCUUCGGCCGCUGCCAGCUUGCCGGCUACGGCUUUUGUCACGUGCCCAGCAGUCCAGGCACCCACCAGCUGGACUGUCCCACAUGGCGGCCUUUGGGCAGCUGGCGGGAGCAGCUGGCACGGGCCUUCGUGGGGGGUGGGCCUCAGCUGCUGCAUGGGGACGCCAUUUACAGUGGGGCCGACCGCUAUCGCCUGCAUACAGCCGCUGGUGGCACCGUGCACCUGGACCUGGGCCUGUUGCUGCGCCACUUUGACCGCUACGGCGUGGAAUGCUGAGGCACCUGCCUUCUCGGCCCAUCCACACCCCUGGGCACCCGUAAGGGGCAGGAUGGUGCAGUGGUCAGAAACGCGGGCUCUGGAGACUGCCUUACCCGACCCAGCCGAGGCCUGGGGCAGCUUCUGUCUGGCCAGCACCGCAAGCCCAGUACCUCUCCCUCCGAAGUCCAUUUUCCCAUCUGUGAAAUGGGGGCAGCAAGUAUGUGGGGUCCCAGGGGUUUGGGGAGAAGAGGCUGCCUCACACAUGGAAGUGCUAAAUAAAGAACAGUUCUGACA